Messenger RNA from Iphiclides podalirius (scarce swallowtail), 1686 nucleotides. Lineage: Eukaryota; Metazoa; Arthropoda; Insecta; Lepidoptera; Papilionidae. The record is from the annotation of a GenBank genome assembly.
AUGGAAGGUUUGCCUUCAGGAGAUAUACAAGCUAAGUAUCAAAAAUUGGCAGCUGAAUAUUCAAAGUUGAGAGUUCAUGUGAAGGUUUUAAAAAAAGGUGUCUUAGACGAACAGGCUCGGAAUAACGAAUUACGGGAAGUAUUGAAAGUGAAAGAGCGAGUGAUAAGGCAAGAUGCAUUGGAAAUAGAUUCAUUAACUUUCAGAAAUCAGCAGUUGACGCGGCGCGUAUCCGUCCUUCAGGAUGAACUCGACGCUUUACAGGUUAAGUUAAAUAAAAAGACAAAAAGCAAAAGUGAUGAUAAACAAACCACUAGCAAUGCUACAGCACCAAUGGAUUCUGGACUCUUACAAGAGGAGCUACAGAAAAAGAUUAUUGAAAGUGCCCAGUUGGCAUCACAGCUUUCAGACAAAACCUUUGAAGUGGCUCAGCUUAGAGCCUCACUAGAAGAUUACCAGAAGCACCUAAAUGAAAGUGAGAGUAAAUACAAGUGUGAGAUAGCAAAGUUAAAAAAUAAAAACCAGGAAAUCCAAUUUGCAUUGGAAGAAGCACAGAAAGACAGGCUUGGGAGUAAUUUAAACAAAGGACUAGCAGGAACAAGUAGUCAAGCAGCAAGUUGUAAUGGCGACUUUCUGUCAGAAGGCGGUAGUUUGAUUGGCAGUGAAGAUGCCCUCAGUUCAGUGGAUGAGCUUAACAUCAAUGAACUUGGUACAAAAGCAAUUACACUUGAACAGGAGAAUCAAAAACUACGAAUGGAAUAUGACAUAUUGCAAAUGGAAAAUGAAAGCCUUAAAUUAGAAGUUGCUAAACAUGUAUCAGCUGCACAGAAAAGGAAAGGGGAGGGACAUGAUUCUGGCGAUUUUAACAAUUUCAAUGAGACUUCCGUAGACUCAGAGGGGAGGAUAACAGGACUUCUUGGCAGUUUAGAGGUGCCAUUCCUUCUCAAUCAUGAGAUUCAGAUGAGAGAGGAGCGAGUGAAGAGAUACUUUAGGAAUAAGCUUAGUGAAGUUAAUAUUGAGCAUGAAGAGUUGAAGAGCAAGACUGAACAUUAUUUAAACGAAUGUGAAAUGUUGAGGCACCGCUUCGAGGAGAUGGAGCGGGAGAGGGAUACGGAUGCGCGCACGAUAGACGAGAAACACAAUACUAUCAGCCGAUUGGAGGAGGAGCUCCACUCGACCUCCCACAACUACGAGCAGCAGAUGUCGGUCCUCACCGAGCACGUGGCCGGCCUCAACGAGCAGCUGGCGAGCCAGCACGACCAGAUAGAGCACCUGAAGCACCAGCUCAACACCAGGAGGAAAUUUGUUGUAAGGAUACGCGACAACGCCGCGUUGAGACGCGCCUUAUGGGUGUUGCAAGCGACUGUACCGGACUUGAGACGCGCCUUAUGGCUGUUGCAAGCGACUGUACCGGACUUGAGACGCGCCUUAUGGUUGUUGCAAGCGACUGUACCGGACUUGAGACGCGCCUUAUGGCUGUUGCAAGCGACUGUACCGGACUUGAGACGCGCCUUAUGGUUGUUGCAAGCGACUGUACCGGACUUGAGACGCGCCUUAUGGCUGUUGCAAGCGACUGUACCGGACUGGAGACGCGCCUUAUGGCUUUUGCAAACGACUGUACCGGACUUGAGACGUGCCUUAUGGCUUUUGCAAGCGACUGUACCGGACGUCGAGCUCGUUCCACGGGCG